Messenger RNA from Lepus europaeus (European hare), 2341 nucleotides. It is a transcript of the gene NPTX2, whose product is annotated as neuronal pentraxin 2. The record is from RefSeq and is a predicted model, not a curated record. Lineage: Eukaryota; Metazoa; Chordata; Mammalia; Lagomorpha; Leporidae. The transcript has 5 exons. The coding region runs from base 1 to 1296 and encodes 431 amino acids.
AUGCUGGCCCUGUUGGCCGCCGGAAUGGCGCUCGCCGUGGCCGCCCGGGCCCAGGACAGCCCGGUGCCCGGCAGCCGCUUCGUGUGCACCGCGCUGCCCCCGGAGGCGGCGCGCGCCGGCUGCCCGCUGCCCGCGGUGCCCCUCCAGGGCGGCGCGCCGAGCCCCGAGGAGGAGCUGCGCGCCGCGGUGCUGCAGCUCCGGGAGACCGUCGUGCAGCAGAAGGAGACGCUGGGCGCGCAGCGCGAGGCCAUCCGCGAGCUCACGGGCAAGCUGGCGCGCUGCGAGGGGCUGGCGGGCGGCAAGGCGCGGGGCGCGUCGGCCGCGGGCAAGGACACCAUGGGGGACCUGCCGCGGGACCCCGGGCACGUCGUGGAGCAGCUCAGCCGCUCGCUGCAGACCCUCAAGGACCGCCUGGAGAGCCUGGAGCACCAGCUCCGCGCGAACGUGUCCAGCGCCGGGCUGCCGGGCGACUUCCGCGAGGUGCUGCAGCUGCGCCUCGGGGAGCUGGAGAGGCAGCUGCUGCGCAAGGUGGCCGAGCUGGAGGACGAGAAGUCCCUGCUGCACAACGAGACCUCGGCGCACCGGCAGAAGACCGAGAGCGCCCUGAACGCGCUGCUGCAGCGGGUCACCGAGCUGGAGCGAGGCAAUAGUGCCUUUAAGUCGCCCGAUGCGUUCAAAGUCUCCCUGCCCUUGCGCACGAACUACCUGUACGGCAAGAUCAAGAAAACGCUGCCGGAGCUGUACGCCUUCACCAUCUGCCUGUGGCUGCGCUCCAGCGCCUCGCCGGGCAUUGGCACCCCCUUCUCCUACGCGGUGCCGGGGCAGGCCAACGAGAUCGUGCUGAUAGAGUGGGGCAACAACCCCAUCGAGCUGCUCAUCAACGACAAGGUCGCACAGCUGCCUCUGUUUGUCAGCGACGGCAAGUGGCACCACAUCUGUGUCACGUGGACCACGCGGGACGGCAUGUGGGAGGCUUUCCAGGAUGGGGAGAAGCUCGGCACCGGGGAGAACCUGGCCCCCUGGCACCCCAUCAAGCCGGGGGGUGUCCUGAUCCUCGGGCAGGAGCAGGACACCGUGGGGGGCAGGUUCGAUGCCACGCAGGCGUUCGUGGGGGAGCUCAGCCAGUUCAACAUAUGGGACCGCGUCCUCCGAGCCCAGGAAAUCAUCAACAUCGCCAACUGCUCCACCAACAUGCCGGGCAACAUCAUCCCGUGGGUGGACACCAACGUGGACGUGUUCGGGGGGGCCUCCAAGUGGCCCGUGGAGAGCUGCGAGGAGCGGCUGCUCGACUUGUAGCCGCCUCCCCCUCUGUGCCCCCCGACAGACGGAGGCUCGGGGCCACUCGCUCUCCCGGUUCAACUGCGUGGAACCUCUUGCCAGCCUGGGCGGGGCCCCACGAGCACGGAGCCUCUGUGGCACUUUGUGGCCGGCUCCUUCCCCAGGCUUCCCAGUUUCGGGGGCCGGUGCCAGGAAGCCCCGAGCCACAACAGGUGAAUGUCACUUCCUGCUGUGAGAAGGCUGGAGGUCCUUACGCCCCCGUUUCAGACCCUGCCCCUGUCCCAGUAAAUGCUCCUGCAGCCCCCACCCACACCCCGCCUGCCCUCUCAUGUCCCUCACGUCCCCUGUGUACUGUGUACACCUCCAUCUGUCCCCGUGAAUGGCUGCAGCCAGCCCGCUGGAGUAGCCGUGUCCCGUGUAUGCUGUCUGUCCCUGCUGAGCACACGGCAACGCAGCCGCCCGAUCUGCAGAAGGACCCUUCCCUCUGUGCUCUGAGCAUCGCGACCUGUCGGGAGAACUGGAGCUGGCGGAGCCCCCGGACCAAGCCCUGCCCGCCGGGGAGCUCGCGGCCGCACCUGCCGCCCCCUCCCCUCUGACCUCGCUCCCCGCACCGUGCUUUGACUGAAUCAUUGCUAGGUAUGACUCCGAGAGGCCUCUCUCUCCUCAUCUGGUGCCAAAAGUUCCGUUGCAGCUUUUACAGCCAUUCCAUGGGGUUCCGGGGACUGAUGGCUUCCCAGAAGAAAGGCGUGGCCUUUCGAAGGCCCCCAUUCUGGCGUUCACCCACUGUGAGGAGUGUGCUAGUUUUUAAUCCACGUUGAUUCCUGUGAGCAUUUGACUCUCCCCAUCAGGUACAUCCCACAGAACCUUCUAGAAAAAGGAGGUCGUCGACUGAUGCUCGCUUAGUGACUCCAGGCCGCGUAGCGGACGGGAUGGUCGUUUAAGACAAAGUGAUUAUGCGGGGGAGAUUUCUAAAGCUAAAUAUUAUAUAUUUUAUUUUUCAUACAUGUUUGAGGUGCGAAUCUGUGGGAAUUCCAUUUGUAGGAUCAAACCGACAUGUCCAUCU